UGCGGUGCAGUUUUUGAGGAGCGGGGUUUUGAAGAAAACAGCGUAACGGUUCCAUAUGGAGGUGCCGCUUUACGAGACGCGACGUCACGCUUCCAAUUACCAUCCUCAACAACAACAAAACCAACACCAACAGGAAAAUGGAGGCGCUAAGGCUAGCUUUCUCUCCUUGCUUUCUUCUCGAGGCGUUAGCCAACUAAAAGAGAAAUGGACUGAAUAUAAUCAACCAAAGAGACUCAGAAGAUUGGUGUCGCUGUUUGUUUCCCCUACUGCCAAACAUGUCGCAGUUGCCGCGGGAAAUCGGAUAACGAUUCUGCGUAAAGAGGAUGAGUAUCGACAUCCAUGCGCUGUUUUCACCAAUUCCAGCUUUGGUACAUUUAGUGUAGGAGCUUGGUCUGAGGAUGAUGACGUUCUUGGAGUUGCUGAUGACUCUGAUACGUUGUAUUUUAUCAAAUUCAGUGGCGAAGUAGUGGCAGAAAUUACGAAGAAGCAUUUGAAACUGUCUUCACCAGUCGUUGGUCUAUUUUCGGAUGACGAUUUUGGCGCACACGAGUCUUACUUGUGUAGGUUCUCUGUUGUUACAUCGGAUGGUUCACUUCAACAAAUCGAGAUCAGUCAUGGACAAAGUGGCUCUACCUUUCCCAAGUACAUUUCUAAUCACAGGAGUCAGAUUUGCGACACUAUUUUCUGCUUUGACCGCCAUAUUGAACUUAACCUUUUUGUGGCUGUUCACAAGAACUCUGGUAUCUCACAUAUAUCCAUUUUAGGAUCUUUCCAUAUUUCUCUUUUGCACAGAAAUUCAAGUACAGAACUGGAGCAGUUGUUCUCUUUGCAAUUUGAGGGAUUAUAUAUAAAGCCAAAAGGCUACAGAGGUCAACUGACAUUUCCAAAGGUGCUAAUCUCACCACAAGCUACAUUCAUUGCUACUCUGGAUUUGACAGGGAGCUUGCAUAUUUUUAAGCUGGACAUAGAAGGCUUUACACUCUCCCAGAUUGCCCUGGGUGAGAGAGAUGAUUCACAAACAUUUGAUAAUUUAUCAAAUGGAGGAAGCAAAGCUUUUUUGGAUUUUACUUGGUGGUGUGAUCAUAUCCUUGCCAUUAUAGAUAGGAAUGGUGUGGUUAUGUUCGUUGACAUCCUUACUGGUUCUAAAGUUCCAGAAGAGGAUCCUGCAUAUUUUUUACCUGUGCUUGAAAGAGCACAAAGAUAUAAGGGCCGUGUUUUCCUUUUGGUGAGUCUAUCAUCCAAAGAAAGAUAUAAUCCUUCUGAUUUUGGAUCAAUGGAAGAGUUGCAUCAGACAGAGUGGAUAAUUGAAGAUAGGCUUAAUCAAUUUCACCUUUCUAGGUUGCUCUGGCACCUUGUUUCAUUUGCUGAAAAAUCUGUCCCUGAAAUGUAUGGUAUAUUGAUUAGCAAGAAAAGAUAUGAGGAUGCUCUGGAUUUUGCUGAUAGUCAUGGAUUAGAUAAAGACGAAGUUCUGAAGUCACAGUGGUUGAAUUCUAGCCAAGGAGUAAAUGAAAUAAAUAUGUUUUUGUCAAAUAUUAAGGAUAGAGAUUUUGUACUUUCUGAAUGUGUUGAUAGGAUUGGACCGACUGAAGAUGCUGUUAAGGCUUUACUGGCUUAUGGCCUACGCAUUACUGACCAUCAUAGAUUCUCAGAAGUUGAUGAUGAUAAUUCUAGUCAAGUAUGGGAUAUUCGUUUGGCCAGACUUCAAAUUUUGCAAUUUAGAGACAGGCUGGAAACAUAUCUUGGAAUAAACAUGGGCAGGUUUUCUAUGCAGGAAUAUGGCAAAUUUCGCAUUAUGCCUAUUAAUGAAGCUGCUGUAGCACUGGCAGAAAGUGGAAAAAUUGGUGCGUUGAACUUGCUCUUCAAGCGUCAUCCAUAUUCUUUGUCUCCCUUUAUGCUGGAAAUUUUAGCUACCAUCCCAGAAACAGUUCCUGUACAAAUGUAUGGACAACUUCUUCCUGGGAGGUCUCCAUCUGGUGUUGCUGUGAGGCAGGAUGAUUGGGUUGAAUGUGAGAAGAUGGUUCACUUCAUCAAUACAUCAGUUACAAACCAUGAGAUUCAAAUCCAAGUCAAAACUGAACCUCUUGUUAAGCAUUUUCUUGGAUUUCAUUGGCCAUCAAUUGAUGAGCUCUCAAAUUGGUAUACAAAUAGAGCAAAAGCUAUGGAUAAUUUUAGUGGGCAGCUGGAUAAUUGCCUCAGCCUACUUGAGUUUGCUCUUCGCAAAGGCAUAUCUGAGUUGCAGCAGUUCCAUCAGGAUGUCUUAUACUUACAUCAAAUUAUUUAUUCUGAUGACAAUGAUAGUGGAAUGAGCUUCAAUAUGAGUCUUGACGCGUGGGGAGAAUUGUCAGACUAUGAUAAAUUUAAAUUCAUGCUUAAGGGAGUCAAAGAAGAAAAUGUAAAUGAAAGAUUACAUAACAGAGCCAUUCCAUUUAUGCGUGAAAAGUUUCACUGGGUAUCCUUAAUUAGAGAUGUCACUCUUUCUGAUCCUACAUAUCAAAAUACAGAAGAAUCAUUUCUUGUCAGAUGGUUGAAGGAAACUGCUUUGGAGAAUAAAUUAGACAUAUGCUUGGUGGUAAUUGAAGAAGGGUGCAGAAACUUCCACAGUAAUGACUAUUUCAAAACUGAGGUUGAAGCUGUUAAUUGUGCUUUGCAAUGCAUAUAUUUGUCCACAGUUACAGAUAGGUGGAGUAUCAUGACAGCCAUACUGUCUAAACUUCCUCAACUACAUGAUGGUGCAAUUCAAGUUGAGAAUCUUGAGAGAAGACUUAGAAUUGCUGAAGGUCAUAUUGAAGCAGGGAGGCUUUUGGCAUUUUACCAGGUCCCAAAGCCGUUAAACUUUUUCCUAGCAGCUCAACCAGGUGAAAAGGGCAUAAAACAGAUUAUUCGCCUUAUUCUUUCUAAAUUUAUUCGCCGUCAACCUAGCCAAUCAGAUAGUGAAUGGGCCAGCAUGUGGCGUGAUAUGCAGUACUUGAGGGAAAAGGCAUUUCCUUUUCUGGACCCAGAGUAUAUUUUGACUGAAUUUUGCAGAGGACUGCUUAAAGCUGGGAAGUUUUCUCUUGCACGAAACUACUUGAAGGGUACAAGUUCAGUUGCUUUGGCAUCAGAGAAGGCUGAAAAUCUUGUCAUUCAAGCAGCUAGGGAGUACUUUUUUUCAGCUUCAAGUCUUUCCUGUUCUGAAAUCUGGAAGGCUAGAGAAUGUCUCAAUCUAUAUCCAAGUAGUGGAAAUGUGAAGGCAGAGGCAGAUAUUAUUGAUGCACUUACUGUUGAACUUCCAAACCUUGGAUUGAAUAUUCUGCCCAUGCAGUUCAGGCAAAUAAAAGAUCCUAUGGAAAUUGUAAAAAUGGCAAUCACAAAUCAAUCUGAAGCAUAUUUUCAAGUUGAUAAACUUAUUGAGGUUGCCAAACUUCUUGGCUUGAAGUCUGCUGAUGAAAUAUCAGCUGUUGAGGAAGCUAUUGCUAGAGAAGCUGCAGUUUCUGGUGAUUUACAAUUGGCCUUUGAUCUUUGUCUUGGUUUGGCCAGAAAAGGACAUGGUUACAUAUGGGAUUUAUGUGCUGCUAUUGCAAGAGGUCCUGCCCUUAAAAAUAUGGAUGUGGACUCUCGAAAGCAGCUAUUAGGGUUUGCUUUAAGCCACUGUGAUGAGGAAUCUAUUAGUGAGCUUCUCCAUGCAUGGAAAGAUCUAGAUAUGCAAGGCCAGUGUGAAACAUUGAUGAUGUCAACAGGGACAACUCCUUCAAAAUUAUCAGUGCAAGGCUCAUCUGGAAACUCACUUCCAAAACAAAAUUUUCAAAAUAUACUAGAUAGAAAUGGUUGCUUUCAAGAGUUUGAUGGUAAUAGUGCUGACAAUCAGGAUGUUCAUCUCGAGAAAACUAGAGACAUUCUUGCCAUUGUUGCAAAAACCUUGGCUAUUGGAGAUCGAACAGAUUGGGCAUCAAGCUUGACUGAAAAUGGGAAAGUUCUGUCUUUUGCAGCUUUACAGCUCCCUUGGUUGCUUGAAUUAAGUAAGAAAGGAUAUCAUAAGAAUUUUGGUACUGGAAAGCUGUAUCUAAAUAUCAGAACACAGGCUGUGGUUACCAUUUUGUCCUGGUUGGCUAGAAAUGGAUUUGCCCCAAGAGACAAUUUGAUUGCCUCUAUAGCAAAAUCAAUGAUGGAACCACCAGUCACUGAAGAGGAAGAUAUAAUGGGGUGCUCCUAUCUUCUGAAUCUUGUGGAUGCCUUUAAUGGGGUAGAAAUUAUUGAAGAACAGCUCAAAAUAAGAAAAGAUUACCAAGAAAUUUGUAGCAUCAUGAGUGUUGGGAUGGCAUACAGCUUACUACACAACUCUGGAAUAGGGACUGACCCUGCUCAGCGGAAGGAGCUAUUGAAGAGGAGAUUUAAGGAAAAGCAUGCAUCACCCAGUUCUGAUGAUAUAGAUAAACUUGGCAAGGUACAGUCCUCAUUUUGGAGAGAGUGGAAACUGAAGUUAGAAGAGCAAAAGCGGCUCACUGAGCAUUCUAGGGCACUAGAAAAAAUAAUUCCCGGGGUUGAAACAGAACGCUUUUUGUCAGGGGACUCCAUCUAUAUUGAGAAUGUCAUUGUCUCUCUCAUUGAGUCAGUAAAGUUUGAAAAAAAGCAAAUUUUGAAGGAUAUUUUAAAAUUGGCUGACACUUAUGACUUAAACUGUACAGAGGUGCUAUUGCGUUACCUAAGUGCUGUCCUUGUUUCUGAUGUCUGGUCCAAUGAUGACAUUACAGCUGAAGUUGCAGUUUAUAAAGGAGAAAUAAUUGGUAAUAGUGCCAAAACCAUUGAAACCAUCUCAACAAUUGUAUAUCCUGCAAUUGAUGGGUGCAACAAACUUCGCCUUGCUUAUUUGUAUGGCCUGUUAUCAGAGUGCUACUUGCAACUGGAAAAUACCAAAGAUUUAUCACCAAUAAUAGUACAGGCUGGUCAUGUAAAUGCCAAUCUAAGGUUAGCUCAUUAUUACAAGGUCAUUGAGCAAGAAUGCAAAAAUGUAUCCUUUAUCAAUAACCUGAACUUCAAAAAUAUUGCUGGGUUACAUGGUUUGAACUUUGAGUGCUUUAGUGACGAAGUUUAUGCAUGUAUUGAGAAAAGUAACUUGUCAGCUUUGUCAAAAAUGGUACAGGCUCUUGUCAAUAUAUAUGGGGAUGCAUUGCCUGAGGGUUUCAUGUCAUGGCAGGAUGUCUACAAGUAUUACAUCCUGAAUUUGCUUAGAGUUUUGGAGUCUGAAGUUACAACUGAUUCUAGUAUUAGAACUCCUGAAUGCCUUCAAGGCUUUAUAGCUAAGCUUGAACAGAGCUAUGAUUUGUGCCAACUGUAUAUCAGACUUCUGAGCCAUUCUGAUGCUUUGGGGAUCAUGAAGCAUUACUUCACUGUAAUCAUACCACUCUACAGCUCAUAUGGACUCCUACCUGACAAUUCAACAUGGCAAGAAUGCCUUAUUGUUCUUCUGAACUUUUGGAUGAGAGUGACAGAUGAUAUGACGGAAAUUGCAUUGGAGGAAAAUUCAGGGGAAACUGUGAGCUUCAAUCCACAAUUCUUAAUGAGUUGUCUGAAGGUUUUUAUGAAAUUGGUGAUGGAGGAUAUCAUCUCCCCUAGUCAGGGCUGGGGAAGCAUAUAUGGCUAUGUCAAUUGUGGCUUAAGUGGCGAUUCUUCUAUAGAAAUUUAUAAUUUCUGCAAAGCUAUGAUUUUUUCUGGUUGUGGGUUUGGUGCGGUGGCAGAGGUUUUUUCUGUUGGGUCAUCUGAAACUGGUUCGGAUUCUGGUUGUGGUACAUGCUCGCAAGAUCUUCCUCAUUUCUAUUUAGAUAUUUUGGAAGCUGUUUUGCAUGAAUUGGUCAAUAGAUCCCAUGAGAGCCUGAACCUGUAUCAUAUAUUAUCAUCUUUAAGCAAGCUAGAAGGUGAUUUAAAAGUUAUGCAAUGUGUUAGACAUGUAGUUUGGGAAAGAAUGGUCCAGUUCUCUGAUAAUUUACAGCUGCCCAGUUCCAUCCGAGUUUUUGUGCUAGAGCUUAUGCAAUUUAUCUCAGGUAAAAAUAUUAAGGGUUUCUCUGCAGAAAUACUGGCCAAUGUUCAACCAUGGGAAGAAUGGAAUGAAUUGCUUUAUGCAAGUAGAAAUAGUGAGACUGAUGUUGACAAGCAGUCACCACAUUGCAAAGACUCUUCUAGUAGGUUUACAAAUACUUUGAUUGCUCUUAAAUCUUCUCAGCUUGUGGCAUUAAUCUCUCCUAGCAUAGAAAUUACCCCUGAUGACCUAUUGAAUGCGGACACAGCUGUGACUUGCUUUUUGAGAUUGUGUGGAGAAGCUAGUGAUGAUCUCCACUUUGAUGCUCUGCUAGCUAUUUUGGAAGAGUGGGAUGGACUUUUCACUGCAGGUAAAGAUGGAGAAACCACUGCUGAAGCAUCUGAUGGAGCAAAUGACUGGAAUAAUGAUGCUUGGGAUGAGGGAUGGGAAAGUCUUGAGGAAGUAGACAAUCCUGAGAAAGAGAAGACUGCAGACUCUGUUUUUGUUCACCCUUUACAUCUGUGUUGGGCGGAGAUUUUUAGAAAACUAAUAACGGUAGCGAGGUUUACUGAUGUGCUAAGACUGAUUGAUCAAUCAUCAUUUAAACCUAAUGGUAUGUUGCUUGAUGAAGAUGAUGCUAGCCGCUUAACCCAGAUAGCACUUGGCAUUGAUUGCUUUCUGGCUUUGAAGCUGACACUGUUGCUGCCUUUCAAAACAUUACAGUUGCAGUGCCUGGUUGCAGUUGAGGAUAGCACAAGACAAGGCAUCCCUCAAACAAGGAGCAAGGACUAUGAGUUAUUAAUUCUCAUUUUAUCUUCUGGGAUUCUCACUUCUAUCACCUCCGACUCUACCUGUGGUACUACUUUCUCUUAUAUCUGCUACCUGGUUGGAAACUUAUCCAAUCAAUGCCAACAAGCUCUGGUAUCUGGUAGAGGAAUUAACAAUAGUGAAGAUCAUGAUCAGUUGCUUCUUUUCAGAAGGAUCCUUUUCCCUAAUUUCAUAUCGGAACUUGUGAAGGCUGAUCAACAUGUUUUGGCUGGAUUUCUUGUCACAAAAUUUAUGCACACUAAUGAAUCACUAAAUCUCAUUAACAUUGCUGGGGCCAGUCUUAGUAGGUAUCUGGAAAUGCAGCUACCCCUGCUACAGGUCAACGAGUUCCCUGUUGAGAAAACAUGUAGAACAUUGAAGAAUACUGUUAGCAGGUUGAGAGGCAGUCUGAGCAAUUUGAUUCAAUCCGUAUUGCCGUUGCUUUCUGCUAGUGUUAAUUGUUAAUCGUUUUAAAUUGAUUAUCCCUGCUACCCCUUUUUAUCCAUUUCAGCAUAUUGUUAGUUUUAGGGUAGCAUUUGUAUCAAUUAGGAUGCAAGGGUGGUUUUUGUUGAUAUUACUAUUUACAUAUAGAUUUUCAUUCAGAUAGAGAUGAAUUGUUUGGUCAAAAGAAACGCCAACAAGAGAUUCAAAUUUCCUUUCAUAUAUGUGAAUGUGUAUUAUUUGACUAUAUAAUUCAGUCCCGUUUUUGUUGGCAGUUGCUUUGGUUCAUAACUAAAUGUCUUCCAAGCUGGCGUUGGGACUUGUAUCAUUGUCUACUCAACGAAGAACAGGCGAAAAUUUAAUUGACUUUACCUCCUUUUAUUCUUGAUAUUAAUUUAGGAAGCUACAAAAAAGUUGUUAACAAAAGCUAGUUAUCACAAUAUUGAAUUUUACAAGCUAGUGGAGUUGCACUUAAAUUAUGAGGAUGGAGGAAUUAGUAUCAAAUUAAUCAAAGUGCAUACGAGGGAAAAAAAGGAUUCAAGUUUGAGGGAACUAGUGUUUGCCCUUCAGUAAUAGAAUGUAGGAGCCCAGGAUAUUGUCGCCAUAAACAAGGGUUAUGGAAAAAUGCAGUUAUGGAUAACUACAAAGAAAACAGUGAAGGGAGGAAGAAAAGGUAAUGAUAAUGAGAAAUGUUACCGUGGCAAGUUUAGAGAUGGGAGUGGAGGGAGGAAAGAAAAAGGUAACGAUAACGAGUAGCCAAUGUUUAUAAUGACAAGUUUAGUCACUGAGGUAGUUGGAAACAUUGGAUAGUACAAAAAAUUAAAAUUAUUUAAAUUAGUUUGAGAUUGCGUAAGAUGACGUCGUUUUAAUAUUUCAAAUGUUAUUUAUUAAUAACAAUUAAUGUAUAAUAAAAUUGAAAAUUAAUAAAUUUAUUUUAAAAUUUUAGAGAUUAAUUUUUUCAAUGCUUAUCGUCACAUAGACUAAUCUAGAUUUUACUUUUAAUUUUCUUUAAGUAAACAAAACAAAAAUAUUUUUUAUAAAAAGUAGUAGUAGUAAUAAUAAUAAUAAUAGUAAUAAUGAUAAUAAAAUAACAACACUUAGGUUAUUGUACUAAGUGAGUUUUCUUUUAUGCUAUGCACAAAAAAAUGAGUUUUUAUUUACUUACCGUAAAAUCUUUAAAACUCAUGGGAUGUGAUCUCCCAAGCUGAUGAUGAUAAAUAGAGCAAAUACCCAACACUAACAUAUACUUACGCGCGAAUAUAUAAUAUUAAUAAUUUUAUUAAGUUCAACUUUUAUAACUGAAAUUAAACAUCUAAAAUUAACAAUUUGUUAUUACUAUUUUAUUAUGAUAAAUAUAUAACAAAAUAAUUUUUAUAAUAAAUUUUUAUUAUGUUAAUUACUUAAUCUCAACUUAACUAAAACCGUAAUAUUAUGUAGCGGUUGUUGCUUCUUUUACUAGAAGUUUCAACUAAAAGAUAGCGUUAGAAACAGUACCGUAUACUAUUAAUAUCUAUCGUAGGACAGAAUCUGCGGGAGAACGACGAAAGUAUAACCUUUUUCUCUCUUGGGUGAAAGUGAAAAGUGGAAACGAAACCUGUCACUCUUGUUGUUGCACACGAAUUGUUCUAGUUAAGAUCGUGAAAUCCUCAAAAUGGAGGCGUUGCCUUUGGAAAUCUGUACGAAGAUUUUCGGUUUCUUGGACUACCAGCAUCUUGCUGUUGCUCAACAAGGUCGAUGAUGCCCUCUUCAUUAUCAAAUUGUUGUUUGAAAAAUAUCAUUUUUUUUUCAAUCCAAUUAACAUUUUCUAAAUUUGGAAGUGGUUGCAUGUUCUAUCGGUUGAAAUAUUGAUAUUAGAUCCGAAUUGGGUUUUUUGAAUUCGAUUCAAUUAUUUAUAUCGGCUUGGAUUAUCUAUUCUGUUUUCUAUCUGUCUGAAUUGGCUCCUCCAUAUAGAUGGCAAUUGAAAGUGGUCAUGAGAUGUUCCUCUAAAUUCUGUUGAUUUGUGUGGUUCAUUCUUAUGUUAAUAGUUACUGUCUCUGCCUUUCAUUUAUUUAAUGCUUAAAUUUAUGCAUUUUUAAAUCAGAAACAGAUUGGUGGAAGGCAAUACAGUGAAUAGCGUGGAUGUCUAAUUGAAAUUUCAUGUUCUGUCUUCUGAGACCGAAAUUAGCUAUUGAUCAAAUGGAGUCGAAAACAGGAUUAAGAUCUGGUUGUUAUAUAGUUUCCGUCUUUUGGGAAGAAAUAUAUAAUAAACUGCAACCUUUGUCACAUAUUGCUCAAUAUGUAUCAAGUAAUCCUACCCUAGUUAUCUUGUACAGAUUCCAAUCACUAUUCUCUUAUCAACCAAGUUUGCAACAAUCAUAUACAGUGCUCUGUUCCUUCUGUCAUAUUCUAGCUAUCACCAUGCUUUUCAAGAAACAUGACAAAAAAAAAAAAAAAAUCUCAUUAACUUCUGAAGCUUGGCUAAAUUUUGCUACAUGAUGUUGAUUGGUAUUUUCUGUUUUUUUUUUAAUUAAACUUGAAAUUUGAUGCUUUGAUCAGAGAAUAACACAGAUCAAAAUCAAUUUUAAAGUUUCAUCAGACAUUUGAUGUGUGCCGCUUCUUCUACGGAUACAAUUGAAUCAAAUUACAAAUUUAGAUUAGGUCCACAAGAAAAACAUGUUGGAGUGAUACAAUUUAAGAAGUGUAUAUUUCUAGAAAAUAAAAUUUUUUAUUAGUUGAUGGUAAUGUUUGAAGCUUCUUAAGGUUGUUACUUUCCAU
This is a messenger RNA of Abrus precatorius (Indian licorice), 9991 nucleotides long. RefSeq names its product MAG2-interacting protein 2. The record is from RefSeq and is a predicted model, not a curated record. NCBI's taxonomy places the organism in Eukaryota, Viridiplantae, Streptophyta, Magnoliopsida, Fabales, Fabaceae. Gene Ontology annotation, cellular component: Dsl1/NZR complex; endoplasmic reticulum membrane. Gene Ontology annotation, biological process: retrograde vesicle-mediated transport, Golgi to endoplasmic reticulum. The transcript is spliced from 13 exons. Gene Ontology annotation, molecular function: SNARE binding. The coding region runs from base 56 to 7261 and encodes 2401 amino acids.